GCCGUUUCCAUACAGAUAAUCUCCAACUGCGAUAGUGCGCGUUUCGAUUAUGCAAUGAAUCGAAUACUUUUUACGUUUGUUGUUGUUGGUAUUGUAAUAGUUUUUUGUGAUUACACCGUUUCAAAACAGUACACGCGAUGUGGGCUCGUUAACGAAUUAAAUAGGAAAAAAUUUAAUAGAUCUUUUAUUGGUAAUUGGGUUUGUAUGAUAGAAAGCGAAAGCGCUAAAGAUACAUCAAAAGUGACGAAAAAAGCAAACGGAAGCACCAAUUACGGCAUUUUCCAGAUAAACGACCGGGAAUGGUGUAAACAAGGUAAAGCCGGGGGAAAAUGUAACAUAAAAUGCGAAGAUUUAUUAGAUGAUGAUAUAAACGAUGACGCAAACUGUGCGAAAAAAAUUCAAGAGGAAAUUGGUUUUAAAAAUUGGGAUGGUUGGGUGAGGAGUUGUUAUCAAAAAAAUAUAAGUUACGUAACAAAUUGUUUCAAAUAAGAUCAAAGGGGAAAAGUUAUUUCCGGUUGGUGAAUUUUAUUUUAUAUACGUGAUUUUAUACCGUAAGAGAAAUAAAUUUAAUAAAAAAUUUCUUUCCAUCGUACGAAAUCGUUUUCCUUUUUAUCAAAGGUUAUUCAAACAGUAAAAAAAUUCAAUAUUUAUAAAAAUUUAAUCUUAUAAAUAAUGAUACAGGUGCUAUUUAGUAUUGGGCGAACAUUUUUCAACCUAUAAAUUCUUUAAAAAGAAAACCGUGGGUUUAUUGCUCGAUACUCGAUAAUAAAUAUUUUUUAUUUUCGAUUCUUGAAUAAUAAAUUCACCCAUAAUUAUAGCGAAAAUAUGUACACCUACGAUUUUGAUUUACUAAUAAAUUACCUGCCUACGUUUA
Messenger RNA from Onthophagus taurus, 874 nucleotides. RefSeq names its product lysozyme. NCBI's taxonomy places the organism in Eukaryota, Metazoa, Arthropoda, Insecta, Coleoptera, Scarabaeidae. Gene Ontology annotation, molecular function: lysozyme activity. The record is from RefSeq and is a predicted model, not a curated record.